CAGAGGGAGAAUCAGCUGUACCCGGAGCGCAUGUGCCCUUCCUGUUCCCUCCGCAUUAUUCCGAGUUUUGGCUUUUAACGCUUCAUCUUCUCCACUCUAGUCGGCUGCAAACUCCAGUUCCCGCUUUCACCUAGACGGAAUAAACAAACUCCAAUAACCCUAAAAAGAUUUCAAAGCAAGAAAGGGAAGAAGAAACCCACGAAUCAGUUCUUGUUGUUUGAUUUCUCAAGAGCUACCUAGAGCUGGAACCCAAAAAAGAUUCUUUGAUUUCUGUCCAAACUACCAACCAAGGGAAGCAAUGGAGUAAUGGACAGGUCCCAUACAAGAUGUCCUCUAGAAUCGCCCAAAUCCGCCUUGUAAGCUCUCAUCCAGAGGUUUAUGAACCAUGUGAUGAUUCAUUUGCUCUAGUAGAUGCUCUUUUAGCGGAUCGAAAGAACCUGUUAGAGCAUCAACCAACAUUGUGCCUGGAACUGGGCUGUGGUAGUGGCUAUGUAAUUACUUCUCUAGCUCUUAUUGUUGGCCAGGAGGCGCACUAUAUUGCAACUGAUAUCAACCCCCAUGCAGUGAGGGUGGCUCGUGAGACAUUAGAAGCACAUGGGGUUCAUGCAGAGUUGAUAACCACUAACAUUGCAUCAGGACUCGAGAAGCGUCUAGCAGGAUUGGUUGAUGUUAUAGUUGUGAAUCCGCCUUAUGUGCCGACCCCUGAAGAUGAAGUGGGUCAUGAAGGAAUUGCCUCUGCAUGGGCCGGAGGGGAGAAUGGCCGGAGCGUGAUUGAUAAGAUACUGCCUGUUGCUGACAAUCUUUUGUCGGAGAAGGGCUGGUUGUACAUGGUCACUCUUACAGAAAACAAUCCCUCAGAGAUAUGCCUUCAAAUGAAAGAAAAGGGCUAUGCUUCCAGAAUCAUUGUCCAGAGAUUGACAGAAGAAGAAAAUCUACAAAUCAUCAAGUUCUGGCGGGAUUUUGAUUCUCAACUGGAGGCAAAGGGAAUGGUAGCAAAUAAAACAGUUUCUUCGAGGGUCAUGGAGUCUUUGCUCUCUCAGUUCCAUAUAAUGCCGUUUCUUAGAGGCAGUAACAAACAACAGUAGCUAAUGGAUAGCCAAGCGGCAAAAAAACUAGUUUUCGAGCGUGUACAUGAUAGAUAAAUGGUUUUUGUUCUCAUCUUCUUCUGACUUUUGGAAACCAUUGUUGGAAUGUCAGAUGCACACCAUUGAAUUAUUCGGUGCUGUCCUGGGAUUUGCUUAUAUGAAAGUUCAUUCUUUGCAUGAAAACUUGCAAAUACUGGAUUUAUUUUUUUUCUUAUUACUCUGCUUGUAAUUCUUAGCAACAGUAAUCUACAUUUCAUCAUUUAGAAUUUGUCUUUCUUCGAGUUUUUACAAUUUCUACGCUUAUCAGUAAUAGCACAAAUUUGAUCAAAA
Messenger RNA from Prunus persica (peach), 1415 nucleotides. Its product is annotated as hemK methyltransferase family member 2. The transcript is spliced from 3 exons. Gene Ontology annotation, cellular component: eRF1 methyltransferase complex. The record is from RefSeq and is a predicted model, not a curated record. Lineage: Eukaryota; Viridiplantae; Streptophyta; Magnoliopsida; Rosales; Rosaceae. Bases 327 to 1085 code for a protein of 252 amino acids. Gene Ontology annotation, molecular function: protein methyltransferase activity; nucleic acid binding; S-adenosylmethionine-dependent methyltransferase activity. Gene Ontology annotation, biological process: methylation.